Molecule: messenger RNA, 2251 nt
Organism: Elgaria multicarinata webbii
Lineage: Eukaryota; Metazoa; Chordata; Lepidosauria; Squamata; Anguidae
Gene: TMEM79
Product: transmembrane protein 79
Exons: 3
Coding region: 74-1246 (390 amino acids)
Biological process (GO): regulated exocytosis
Cellular component (GO): trans-Golgi network membrane; lysosomal membrane
Source: RefSeq, a predicted model, not a curated record
UGGAAAUUUAGCUUGAUACAGUACGUCCACAGAGCCCGAAACCGGACAUCCCGAGUUGGUUUGGAGGCCCAAAAUGGCGGCUGUCGUUCCUUCUGAGGAGGUGGGGAUGGCGGUUUUGGGGAAGGACACGCUUGGGACCCCAAGUGACGGCCACGAGCAGAGUUUGGAGGACUUGGAGGCCACCUUGCCAUGGGGUGAAGUCUACGGUAAUUCGACUCGUGAAGAGGUGGCAAUGCUUGAGGCGUCAGAGGGCGACACGAGGCCUAGUCCUGAGGGGAGCAGAGAAGAGGCCGGUGUGGACAAUGCCGUGGACCAUGAGGCCUUCUCCAAAAUGCCCACCACCACCGAGGAGGAGCAGGAGGAGGACAGCAACAGCAUGCCUGAGGUGGCCGCUCACGUCUUCGUCCCCAUUGACCCCUACUGCAUCGAACGCCCACCGACCAGAGACGAGAAGAAGCGCUGGGAAUACGAGGAGGAGGAGCUCGUGCGCUGCGAGAAGGAGAAGGCGAACCUUGAGGAGCAACGCUUCCUCUCCCGCGGCUACUCGGCCCACCGCUUCGACGACUUGCCCAGCUGCGACGGAGAACCAGGCCGGACGUGCGCAGAGCGGCUGCCCUGCUGCUGCCGGAACGGCCGCUGCAGCUCCGCCAACCUCAAGGCCGUGGCCUCCAUGGUCAGCGCCGCCACCAUUUUCCCAUGCCUGCUUUACGGCGCCUACGUCUUCCUGCCCUUCGACGUACCGCAGAUGACCACCAUGAGCUCUCGCCUGGUGUACACGCUGCGCUGCGGGGCAUUUGCGACUUUCCCCAUCAUUGUAGGUAUGAUUGUGUACGGGGCAUCUCGCCUCUGCUUCUCUUCCCUGCAGCCCUUUGGCGAUCUGCGUAGGGAGGUAGAGAUCCAUCGCCGCUACGUCUCCCAGUCCGUCCACCUCUUCAUCCUCUACUUCUUCAACAUUGCGGUCCUCUCCACGUACCUGCCCCAGGAAAACCUCAAGCUCAUCCCUCUGCUGACGGCACUCUUCGCCAUUUCCAGACUUCUCUACUGGCUGGCCUACGCCAUGGGCCGCUCUUUCCGCGGCUUCGGCUUCGGCCUGACCUUCCUGCCGCUGGUUGCCAUGCUCCUGUUCAACCUGUACAGCAUGUUUCUCAUGGAUUCGGAGAGCCUGUUUGUCACCGCCGGUAACGGGGCGCCCCCCCGCGAAAAGGAGCAGCGGUUGGCCGCCUCCAAGCCCAGAUACUGGGGUUGAAGACGCCGCUGCGCUUUCUCAGCCGGCCGACGUGUUGCCGUCAAGGGGAGUCGAGCCAGGCCUCGGCCCAAAGGAACGAUGACCGAAAGACCCUCAGGCCGCCUCACUGACUGACUUGACAGGUGUUCUCCCCGGGAGCCCUGACGUUUGCUGCGUGGAAGCCGGGAUAUUCCGACGGCUAGGACGGUCUGGAAACAGUGGCCCGUCUCAUCUGCAAAACCGAGGACACAAUUGCGGCCCCGUUUUCAAGCUACACCCCACCAGCUGCAACGCUUAAUUUUGGGACACGGGUAGCCAGAGACGCCUUUGCUCAUCAGUGGUAGCUCCGGGUUUUGGAAGAGCUUUGGGAAAACCGUUUUCUCACUGCCAUUCCUCCGUCUCCUCUUCCACAUCAUAGAAUAGUAGAGUUGGGAGGGGCCUAUAAGACCAUCAAGUCCAACCCCCUGCUCAAUGCAGGAUUCCACCCUAAAGCAUCCCUGACAGGUGGUUACCAUGACCAACUCUGUCUUUGCUUGACAGAGAAGAGGCCAAUGAACAAGUGGGGCCUGGGACAUCUGUUACUCCUCCUUCUUGCUGCCAUCAUUAUCUGGGCCAGAGCGAAAGACGGACAAACAGGUUGCAAUGGGGACCAGGAGUGGGGCCCUCCUGGGUUAUGGGCCCUUGACAGGUGCCUGACCAUGCCGGCUCUUGGCGCCAGCCCUGCCCCGCCUCCCACGUGCUGCUCUGAAUGGGGUUGUGCUGCGCAGGUGAACUCAUCAGGGUGGGGCAGGGGUUCGUGUGAACGCCGGCCCUCCUUGGAGGACACUGAGCACCUCCGUGAGAACAGGUAGAAGAUGCUUUUGCAUUCAGGAGCCUCCCUGUGGUUCCUUUCCAAAGCUCAAAAAAUGCAGCUCCUUGCAAACAGCAGGAUUUGGGUGGGAGGGUGGGUGGAAGAAGCCCUGCUAAAUUGACACAAGAGGGCACCAGGUUCCAUGUGCGGGUGGAAGAAGUAAUAAAAAUAAUAAU